Molecule: messenger RNA, 1547 nt
Organism: Drosophila takahashii
Lineage: Eukaryota; Metazoa; Arthropoda; Insecta; Diptera; Drosophilidae
Gene: Cp7Fb
Product: Chorion protein b at 7F
Source: RefSeq, a predicted model, not a curated record
AGAAGAUCUAAAAGAUGCGACACCCAAUAGCCAUGAUGAUGAGCCUUCUUCUGGGCCUGGCCCUCGUCGCCCAGCUCCACGCCGCUCCUGCUCCCGCUCCCACUCCCGUGGAGGUGGUCUACACGGGCGAGAGCUGCGCCUGUCCCACGCAGCUGGGCUACCAACUGAAUGUGCCCAGUCCCGCCAAGCCCAAGAAGUACGGGGGCGGCGAGUACGGCUAUCGGGUGGAGAAGCCCGUCCAGACGAAGGCCAAGAUCAGCUACAGCUUCGACUUCACCGUGGAGCAGCCCAGGACUCCCGCACCGCCCAAGAGCAAUCCCUCCAAGCUGUACGCCAAGGUGGACCGGAUCACAGUCAACAAAGCGGAUUGCCAGGCCAAGGACAAGUCGACCUGCAGCUGCUCCAGUUGCUCCAGCCAAAAGCCCAGGUACGUAGUAGCUCCACCGAUCAGGUCGCCAAACGCGAUUCGUCGUCGCCGCGAUCUCCGACCACCGGGUUCCCUGCUCCGCCGGCGACUGAUGCGCCAGCAGCAGAUCCAGGAGCGUCCGCCGCGCUUCGUGAAGCUCUACCACAAGGACUUGACUCCGGCCCAGCAGAAGCAGCAGCUGAAGCUCUUCGGGCUCAUACCCUUGGAGUCCGCACAGCCGGCGGCUGCCUCGCCGAAAUCCAAGCGGAAGACCAAGAAAACCCAGCCCAGCUGGAUGAGUCGUCGUUUGCGCAAGCGCGAUAUCAAGGGCGAGUACGAUCUUCUCGAGCAGGAGCGCUCCCAGGUAGAUCUCACGGCGCCCGAGAUAAUCCAGUUCAUGCCGGAGACCCUGAAUCCGGACUUUAAGCCCGGCCAGUGCCACAUGGGCUGUGGGGCGAUGGAAGCGGCGGCACCACCACUGCCUAAAGAGGAGGAGCACUCCACCCAGUUGCCCACCGAGCACACGGAGGCCCCAGAGCAGCAGCAGCAGCACAAUUCGAUUCCCUCCAAGCGGGCCGCCUUCGGCUACUAUCCGCUGCAGAUUCCCUCGCCGCUGGCGUCGCGUCAGGAGGACUACAAGUUCGUGGAUGACUCGCAGCUGCGCAGCCUCCUGUCCACCACCUCGGUGCCGGAUCCGCAGGAGUACAGCUCGACGCCGCUGCAGUUUGCCGGUGACCUGGAAUCGGUCACGAGGAGAUCCUAUGGCACACCGCUCCUGGGUCUCGGCGGUGGCUAUCCCGUGGAGCACGUAACCGACUCGCAGCUGGACAGCAUUAUCUCCGGCAUAGUGUACAAUCAUCCGGCCUACAGUCACUACUCCACCGAGGGCAGCCUGGUGGAUCCGGAGCCGGUCCAGAGGCAGCAGACAACGGAUUUCCUCAAGAAGCUCAUCGAUGGCCGCCUGGGCGGCUGGGGAUUCGAUCAGGCCGCUGAGCCCGAGCAGAGCCUACGGGAGGAUUACUCCAGGCAGCCGGCCAAAACGUAUGGCUAUAAUAGCCACACCCAAAAUGGCUACAGUGUGGACACCUAUAGUGCGCCGCCCAUAACGGAUUACCUGAGGGCCUGGUUCUAGAACACCCCA